This is a messenger RNA of Xiphias gladius (swordfish), 1108 nucleotides long. RefSeq names its product proteasome 20S subunit beta 10 (gene psmb10). Gene Ontology annotation, cellular component: proteasome core complex. The transcript has 8 exons. The record is from RefSeq and is a predicted model, not a curated record. NCBI's taxonomy places the organism in Eukaryota, Metazoa, Chordata, Actinopteri, Istiophoriformes, Xiphiidae. Bases 117 to 953 code for a protein of 278 amino acids.
AAGUAAAAACCCAUGAAAGGCGCUGACCCACAGCCUGGCUGGACUUUUGCUUAUGGUUUUUAUUCCCAGAAUCAGCUCUCGGCUUCGUCUUCAUCUCUUCUGUGUUCGCACUGAACAUGCUCCACUGUCUGAAGCCCUUUGACGUGCAGAACGGAGGUUUCUGCUUUAAAAACAGCCGCAGGAAUGCAGUGUUGGAGUCUAAUUUGUCAGAGCUCGGAUACAAAGCUCCCAGUGCCAGGAAAACAGGGACCACCAUCGCUGGGAUUGUUUACAAGGAUGGAGUGAUCCUGGGAGCCGACACCAGGGCUACAGACGACAUGGUGGUGGCUGACAAAAACUGCAUGAAGAUUCACUACAUCGCUCCAAAGGUCUACUGCUGUGGGGCCGGCGUGGCUGCAGACGCAGAGAUCACCACACAGAUCAUGGCGUCCAACGUGGAACUGCACAUGCUCAACACUGGGCGACCUCCACUUGUCGCCAUGGUAACCCGACAGCUGAAACAGAUGCUGUUUAGGUACCAGGGUCACAUUGGUUCAUCUCUGAUUGUUGGAGGAGUUGAUAUGACCGGAGCUCACCUCUACGGUGUUUAUCCACAUGGCUCCUAUGACAAACUGCCUUUCAUCACCAUGGGUUCUGGAGCUGCAGCUGCUGUCUCUGUAUUUGAGGACAGAUUCAAGCCAAACAUGGAGCUGGAGGAGGGGAAGCAGCUCGUACGAGACGCCAUCGCUGCGGGAAUUUUCUGUGACCUGGGCUCAGGCAGCAAUGUAGACUUGUGUGUUAUCACCGAGGCUGGAGUGGAGUACCUGCGAGCCUACGACAAGCCCGCAAUCGCGGGCAAGAGAGAGGGAAAGUAUAGGUAUAAGCCCGGCACCACAGCCGUCCUGACCAAAACUGUGACCCCGCUCGGCCUGCAUGUGGUCGACCAGUCUGUUCACAUCAUGGACACUGAAUAAAACAGAAUAAAGGGCUCCUGCUGGAAUAAAAUCUAGUCAGUAUGUGGUAAUAAUAUAUCAGUGUACUGGUAAAGAAACACCAGCGUGGUGACAGGAUGUAGGGAAGGUUGUUUAUUGUAUGUAAAGCAUCAUUGACUGUUAAAAUCAUUUUGUAA